Molecule: messenger RNA, 2508 nt
Organism: Aptenodytes forsteri (emperor penguin)
Lineage: Eukaryota; Metazoa; Chordata; Aves; Sphenisciformes; Spheniscidae
Exons: 16
Coding region: 1-1899 (632 amino acids)
Biological process (GO): regulation of translational fidelity; tRNA aminoacylation
Molecular function (GO): Ser-tRNA(Ala) deacylase activity; ATP binding; aminoacyl-tRNA ligase activity
Source: RefSeq, a predicted model, not a curated record
AUGAGCUGGCUGCAGGUCAUCAAGGACCUGCAUGCUCCUGUAACUGAGCUUCGUGCAAAACCACCGGCCCAGUCUCUCCCCGGAGCCGGCCGCAACCCACAGCGGAGCGUGCAGACCCUCUGGACAGCACCCACCGAGGGCUCGGAGCCUGAGGCACCACCGGGCAGGACCCUCCAGCCCGGGCAGCGGGGGAAUGGCGCCGGGAAUGGCAGGGGAGAGCAAGGGCAGGCCGGCCUGCCGGGCCCUGCUGGCUGCCGAGGCGAGGGGCCGUGUAGGGCGCGGGAGGGGAGCUCUGCGUGCCCACCACCCACCACCCGGGCCCUGCACCCACCUCGCUCUCGCUGCCAGCCGCGAGCUCGGCCCAGACGGGGUACAUGUUUCGGACACCUUCCUUGCCCCAAUCCCCACCCCGUGCCUCACGUGGUCCCUGCACAGCACUGGUGGGCACCAUGGAAAUACCCACUGGUCUGCUCUUUCUCAAGGCAACCUGCAAAGACGCUGUGGUACGACCGCCCGCGGUAUGUCUACCUGGAGUUCUGUGUCGAGGACAGCACGGAUGUUAAGGUUGUCAUUGAGGACCAGCGGCUGGUGUUCAGUUGCAAAAAUGCAGACGGCGUGGAGUUCUACAACGAGAUCAACCUGUAUGCCAGGGUCAACUCCAAGGACUCACGGGAGAAGCGCUCCGACCGAUCCAUCACAUGCUUUAUGAGGAAGUGGAAUGAGAAAGUGGCCUGGCCCCGCAUCACCAAGGAGAACAUCAAGCCAGCCUGGCUCUCCGUGGACUUUGACAACUGGCGAGACUGGGAAGGGGACGAGGAGGUAGAGAGGGCCAUGGUGGAGCAGUACGCAGAGCUCCUGGAGAAGGUGAGGGACAAAGCCCCCCCUCCGGCCAUGGACGACCUGGAUGUAAGUACUGCCCACGAGCUGCUUCCCCCAGACGCUGCUACAUGCUGCAGCCACCCCCGCAGAGCAGAGCUGAGACAGCAUCUCAUCACUGCCGUCGUAGAACAGAUGUUUGGAUUCAAGACAGCUUCAUGGGAGCUGGGCCGUCAGCGAAGUGUCAUUGAGCUGGACACCCCCUCCAUGACAGCGGAGCAAAUAGAGGCCCUGGAGAGGACUGUGAAUGAGAAAAUCCGAGAGAGGGUACCCGUGAUGGUGAGGGAACUGGCUGCAGAUGACCCUGAAAUUGAAACAGUGAGAAGCCGUGGCUUGCCAGAUGACCACGUGGGGCCAGUGCGAGUUGUUGACAUCGAAGGCAUAGACUCCAACAUGUGCUGUGGGACUCAUGUCUCCAACCUGAGUGACUUGCAGGUUAUUAAACUCCUUGGCACAGAAAAAGGGAAAAAGAACAAAACCAACUUGGUUUUCCUGGCAGGAAACAGAGUGCUGAAGUCAAUCGAACAAAGUUACAAUACUGAGAAGGCUCUAACCUCACUGCUCAAGAAUGGACCAGGUGAACACAUAGAGGCUGUGAAGAGGCUGCAGAGUUCUGUGAAACUGCUUCAGAAGAAUAACUUGAACCUGCUUAGAGACAUUGCUGUUUUGAUAGCCCGGGACUUCAAGAGCAAACCUGUUCAAAGUGAGCUGUUUGUGUUACACAGGAAAGAGGGUGACUCUGAAUUCAUGAAUAUCAUCGCUAAUGAGAUUGGGACAGAGGAAACCCUGCUGUUCCUGACUGUGGGAGAUGAAAAAGAAGCAGGACUCUUUCUUCUAGCUGGACCUGUUGAAGCAGUUGAGAAUUUAGGUCCCAGGGUGGCAGAGCUGCUGGGAGGCAAAGGAGCUGGGAAGCGAGGCCGCUUUCAGGGCAAGGCAACCAAGAUGAGUCGGCGAGGAGAAGUGCAAGCUCUGCUCCGGGAAUUCAUCAGCCAUCGAAGCCCUGAAGCGGAGAAGAAGGAAUGAAAUGUGGCAGGAAUUGGAGGGAUGCUCAGAUCAGUAAAUCCCCCUUAAAAGACCAAACUAAGCUGGUCACCAGUUACUGCUGCCUGAGAUAGAACUGGGAGGCAAGACGACAAGAUACUGUUGUCAAGCCUGUGAGCAAGGGAAGGAGGGGGCACCGAAGGACAAGUCUCCAUGAGCCCUUUUUAAAAGAAAAGGAACGGACUUUUUUUCCUGGCUACUCAGAAAUCUGCAGAUGCUGGAGGUCUGAAGAUGUUUGUGCUAACGCCAUUGCCAGGGCCCCUUGCUGCUGGCCAACACGCAGGGCUGCUGCUGACCUCUGGACUCAGCUGUUUGCUUGGGCAGCAGUUGCUAUUGACCCAGCUGUGACGCUGAUGGGAGCAGCUGUCGGGUAACACCGGCUUCAUCGCUGCAGUCCCAAAACUCCACUGCGGUAGCAUCAGGUACGUUAUUGCAAAAGAGAAUUUCAUCCAUUUGUAGUUGGCCUGGCAGAACCUUGUUAACACACACGUGCUGACUCUGUACAUCAGAAUUAAAUGUGGAUAGAAGCAGCCACCUAGUGCUUUGCUCUGCAGGCAGACAGAAAACUGUAUUAAAGUCAUUUGUUUGAGC